AUGGCCGCUCGCAUUGUGAACGGAGUGAUACAAUCGCCUCUUCCGGACUUUGACGUUGGGAACAACUGUGCUUCUGAACUCAUAGAAGGACGCUUGAAGAAACUAUUACACAAGGUGAUCAUUGUUGACGCCCAGCAAAGUUUAAGCGCCUCUCAGUUGUUAAAAAAAAUUCGUAAAUACGCUGAAGGUUUUUACCAACACGGGGUAAAACCGGGGACCAAGGUGUGUGUGUAUGUUGGCAACACCGUUGAAAACGUAGCCGCGGCAUUUGGUGUUAUGUUUGCGGGCGGGACGCUCGUCAUGGCGAAGACGGCCUACGUGGAAAGGGAGUUGGUGUAUACGAUUGAAGACAGCCACUGCACUUUUCUACUAGUUGACCUAGAAACCGCGCCACAGGCUGCAAAGUGGAAGAUACCACCAAGCAUUAAGGAAUUGUUCGCCGUAGGGGGUGCGCCUGGUUUCAUCAACGUUCUCCUUUUCCAAUAUCUUCCUGAUGCGUCCUUCAAACCGCACGUGCCCACAGAGACCGAGAAAGAAGUUGUGGUCAUUCUGUACACGUCAGGGUCAACGGGCCUCCCGAAGGGUGUGGAAAUAUCGCACAAAGCGUAUUGUGCCUCGUUCUACGCAUACAGGUCCACUGGAAUUUGCACUGAAGACGAUGUUUACUUGGCUUGGAAUCCCUUCACCCAUGUGUCGGGUUUCGCGGUAGCCAUGUUUUCUAUGCUUAUAGGUGCAAAGACUGUCGUCACCGAUCCCUUAAUUUCGUACGAAGAUUUUCUGGAAACUCUCAAAAAAUUUAAGGUAUCAAUUUUUAUUGCCGUAGCUGGCCGGAUGUGGGAUAUUUUUCAUAACGCUAGAAAAAACAACGAUAUUAUACCUGGUGUAAAAAGAAUAAUGGCGGGUGGAUCAGUAAUCACGAAAUUGUUUGCAAAGGAAAUUCGUGAAAUAUUCAACGUAGAAUCACUCAUCAAUAUCUACGGCAUGACCGAAACUUUAUGCAUUGUAAGUUCCUCACCUGUUGGUCAAAUAACCUUCGACAAUAGUGGUGUUCCUCUGGCCGGGAACAAAUUCAAGGUUACAGACCUAAGCAGCGGAGAGUCUCUCGGCCCAUAUCAAAACGGUGAAAUCGAAAUUCACACACCAUGCAUCAUGAAAGGCUACUAUGGGCGUCCUGAAGCUACCGCUGAAGCUGUGAAUUCAGGUGGCUGGUACCGUACAGGAGAUUUUGGCUACUACGACACUCAAGGACGGAUUCAUGUCAUCGAGAGAAUGAAAGAAAUGAUAAAAUGCAUGGAUAAUGUGGUCGCCCCUGCUGAGCUGGAAGAAAUCUUAUUGGCCCAUAAGGCUGUCGCCGAGGCCACAGUUGUGGGUGUUCCGAAUCCAAAGUAUGGCGAGGCUCCAACAGCUUGUGUCGUUCUUAAAGAUUGCUUCAAGGAAAACCUCGAGAGCCUGGCGUCGGAAUUGAAGGAGCUCAUCGCAGGACAAGCAGCAGUCUUCAAGCACUUGUACGGAGGAGUUGUUUUUAUGAAAUGCCUUCCCAAAUUUGAUAACGGAAAGGUUAGGAGACAAGAGCUCAAGAAGAAGGUCGUUCUUGAAAAGGAAAUGUUGAACGAAUAG
Messenger RNA from Ixodes scapularis (black-legged tick), 1617 nucleotides. Its product is annotated as 4-coumarate--CoA ligase 1-like. Gene Ontology annotation, molecular function: CoA-ligase activity. NCBI's taxonomy places the organism in Eukaryota, Metazoa, Arthropoda, Arachnida, Ixodida, Ixodidae. Bases 1 to 1617 code for a protein of 538 amino acids. The transcript has 9 exons. The record is from RefSeq and is a predicted model, not a curated record.